Messenger RNA from Trichomycterus rosablanca, 2143 nucleotides. Its product is annotated as complement decay-accelerating factor, GPI-anchored. The coding region runs from base 309 to 1373 and encodes 354 amino acids. NCBI's taxonomy places the organism in Eukaryota, Metazoa, Chordata, Actinopteri, Siluriformes, Trichomycteridae. The record is from RefSeq and is a predicted model, not a curated record. Gene Ontology annotation, biological process: negative regulation of complement activation, classical pathway. The transcript has 13 exons.
UGUAUGUGUAUGUGUAUAUGUAUGUGUAUGUGUGUGUAAGCGGGUGGGGACGGAACGUGUGUGUGUGACAGAAACAGCUCAACAAACCGGCAAAAUUUAAUACAGUGCACUGGAGUUCCAACAAGAAGCUCAACGGGAAUUAAAAUAUCGCGGAAAGUUCAGAGGCUCUGCGUCGAAUGAACUGGAAUAUGAUUUAUUUUUGUAACCUGCUGCUUUAUUAACGUUACCUGUGGAGAAACCCGUACCAAAGUCCAACCUAACAUUUUAGACGUCGUGUGUCUGAGAGGGUUUUUGUUUUUUAAUUCAAAAUGAAGUGGCAGAAGAUGAUUUGGACGCUGCUGUUGCUGUUGACCUGUUUCUCCGGAGCAGAAGCAGGCGAAUGUCAGAAACCAAUCCUGGAAGACAACAUGUUGUUAACUGAUGAGGCUAUUAUGAAGAAUGAAUUUCCUGAUGGAUCUACUAUUUCUUUGGAGUGUGCAAAUGGCUUUGACCAAGUUCCCAGUUCUGAAAUAAUCACCUGUAAAGACGGCCAAUGGAGCAAACCGGACCUGAUCUGUAAAAAAAAAGACUGUGGUUAUCCUGAAUCCUCACCUAAUCUGGAAUAUCACAUUCCUAAUGGAACAUUGUUUGGUUCAUCAAUCAAACCAUUUUGUAAACCAGGAUAUUUUCUUCAGGGCUCUAGCUAUAGACAAUGCCUGGUGCAUGGCUGGAGUGGAAGGUCUUUUUGUGUAGAAAAAGACUGUGGUUAUCCUGAAUCCUCACCUAAUCUGGAAUAUCACAUUCCUAAUGGAACAUUGUUUGGUUCAUCAAUCAAACCAUUUUGUAAACCAGGAUAUUUUCUUCACGGCUCUAGCUAUAGACAAUGCCUGGUGCAUGGCUGGAGUGGAAGGUCUUUUUGUGUAGCGAUCACAUGUGGACAUCCUCCUGAGAUUCCUCACGCUAAGACAGAUAAGCCUCAUAAUAUGAUUCAUACUUUUGGAGCUAUCAUUAACUACAUCUGUGAUCCCAGUUACACUCUUGUUGGCAAUGACACCAUUAUUUGUCAGGAAACUGGCAACUUUAGUUCACCACUCCCACAGUGCAUAGAUACCAGUGCAACAACCAUUGGGCCAGAGAAUACAGUAACCAGUAGCACCAACUUUACUACACAAUACUUUCAAGACUCUACAGAUAAUAUUGGGUUUGGGAUUGUGAUUGGGAUUGUGAUUCUAAUCAUAGUUUGUGUUUUUUUUGUCCCUGUUAUCGUAUUGCAGCACAAUAAACGAAAAGGGUUAUACAUCUUGGCAUCUACACCUUCUAAUGAUAGUGGAUCUUAUGAAACCGGGGAAGACCAAAGAAAAAAAGAAGAAUUAAUACAAAAAAGCAUUGUCUAAAUCCAGUGCCCAUCCAAGGGCACAUAAUCGCACUGCUCCAGUCUACUCUGAUCCUGAAGCAAGCAUGUAGUGUUCAGGAGUGCUUUGGAUAAGCACAUUAUUACCUCCAUAAAGUUACAAGAGCUUUAUAUUUGCACAUUAUUUCUGAUCCUCAUAUAUAACAUUUUAAAUAGAGUUUUCCACUGUUUGUACAUAUUUGUAAUUAUUGUAAUAUAUAAAUACAUGUGAAGGUUUUUUUUUUUAAUACUAGGAUUCUAAAUCUGUCUCUUGGAAAUUUCCAUACCGGCUAUUUCCCUAAGUGGAAAUUUGGCGCUUGGUUCGGUAACACAGUUCCUCUCUGCAGUAAUAUGUUAGGCGUGUUGGCUCUUUGAGUGGUGUCUCGAAGAAAUAAUAAUCAGAUGGAUCUACUUUGUGUUCCAUUAUCAGGUCUGCAGACAUUCUUUCAGCCCAGAUAUUUAAAUACAAACCAAAAUGCUCUCUCAUUGUGCUCCGGAAAAUAAAUGAGUAAAAUAUGGACACAAAACAUCGUUUUAACUGAACUGAAGUGAAAGGUCUACUGUGUGAGACAGACACUGAUCUUGAUCCAGCAAACAAACCUGCAUUGUGUUUUACAGCAAGUUAACAAAAAAGCUCAUUCAGACAGUGUUCCUACUCAACAGAAUUGGGGCCUUAGAUGCAAAGAUAUUUUGAUGUAAUGCUUUAUAAGCAUCUUUAACACAUUGUGUAGGCUGUAAGGUAUUUAAUGAUGUGAUUAUUUUUUAAAUAAUGUA